This is a messenger RNA of Sorghum bicolor (sorghum), 1081 nucleotides long. RefSeq names its product NAD(P)H dehydrogenase (quinone) FQR1-like. Gene Ontology annotation, molecular function: NAD(P)H dehydrogenase (quinone) activity; FMN binding. Lineage: Eukaryota; Viridiplantae; Streptophyta; Magnoliopsida; Poales; Poaceae. Bases 251 to 862 code for a protein of 203 amino acids. The record is from RefSeq and is a predicted model, not a curated record. The transcript has 4 exons.
AGAAACAGGGAUAGCGGAGGGGGAAAAGCCAAAUAAAAAAACUAGAGAAAAAAGAAGCAGGCUUGACUGCCAAUUGGAGGUCAAACCAGAGCAGCAUCCCUGCCUAUAAAUACACUCUCUCCACUGGCCCGAAACUGACACCACCACCACCAAGGCAGGAGCGGCGGCGAUCCAUUUCACACAACCACCCCCGCUCGCCGCAGGAGUUUCCAGAUCUUCCUCCGGUCACAGGAGCUCCGAGCCCUCUCCAAUGGCGGUCAAGGUCUACGUCGUGUACUACUCCACGUAUGGACAUGUUGGCAAACUAGCUGAAGAGAUCAAGAAAGGUGCCUCAUCUAUUGAAGGUGUUGAGGCUAAAAUAUGGCAGGUCCCUGAAACUCUCCCUGAGGAAGUGCUUGGAAAGAUGGGCGCACCCCCUAAGCCUGAUGUGCCAGUCAUCACACCGCAAGAACUUGCAGAAGCUGAUGGAAUCCUCUUCGGGUUUCCAACAAGGUUUGGAAUGAUGGCAGCGCAAAUGAAGGCGUUCUUCGAUGCUACUGGUGGGCUCUGGAGGGAGCAGAGCCUUGCUGGCAAGCCUGCCGGCAUCUUCUUCAGCACUGGAACCCAGGGUGGUGGCCAAGAGACUACACCGUUGACCGCGAUUACCCAGUUGACACACCACGGCAUGGUGUUUGUGCCUGUGGGCUACACCUUCGGCGCCAAGCUGUUCGGCAUGGACCAGGUUCAGGGUGGCAGCCCCUAUGGUGCUGGCACGUUCGCUGCCGACGGCUCGAGGUGGCCGAGUGAGGUGGAGCUCGAGCACGCCUUUCACCAGGGGAAGUACUUCGCAGGCAUCGCCAAGAAGCUCAAGGGUUCUGCUUGAUCUGCACAUACCCUUCUCAGAUACCGUAAAACAUUUACAGAUUCGUCAUACCCAUCAAUAGAUCGGUCUGUUCUUAUGUGGCUCAUUGGAACUCCUGCCGUAUGAUAUGGUUUUUCAUGCUCUGGUGACUUGGUUGUAAUCUGGAGUUGGACUAUUGUGUUUCUGUCGCUUAAAUUUCGAUGAUUGCUCAACUAAACGACUUGCCGCUGGUUGAUCUGU